AUGCCGGAGAGUGAGCUUCAGCAUGUUCUGCAGGAGAAAGCACGUCUGAAUCUCCGCUUGUUCACCGAUACCCAGAAGGCAGCAAAGUAUGAGCAGGUGAAAAGUGAGUAUGAACAGCUGCAGGAGGCUCUGUACACUGUGACAGUGGAGAGAGAUUGUGCUCUGUUGGAGAGGACUGAGCUCCAAGGCAAACUGGAGAACCUAGAGCAGGUGCUGAAGCAUAUGCGAGAGGCUGCAGAGAGGAGGCAGCAGCUAGAAUUAGAGCAUGAACAAGCCUUGGCUGUCCUCAGUGCCAAGCAGCAGGAGAUUGACCUUCUGCAGAAG
Messenger RNA from Carassius auratus (goldfish), 324 nucleotides. Its product is annotated as peripheral-type benzodiazepine receptor-associated protein 1-like. NCBI's taxonomy places the organism in Eukaryota, Metazoa, Chordata, Actinopteri, Cypriniformes, Cyprinidae. The annotation marks the transcript as partial. The record is from RefSeq and is a predicted model, not a curated record. Gene Ontology annotation, biological process: neuromuscular synaptic transmission. The transcript has 4 exons.